Brassica rapa (field mustard) is the source of this 669-nucleotide messenger RNA. RefSeq names its product S-protein homolog 12. The record is from RefSeq and is a predicted model, not a curated record. Lineage: Eukaryota; Viridiplantae; Streptophyta; Magnoliopsida; Brassicales; Brassicaceae.
AGUGGGCAAAUAAUAAAGAACAGAAACAGAGUUACACAUAUGGGGUCAAAAAAGAUUCCCCAAACCCUCAACGGGCACUUUUCUCUUGUACUUAUCAUCACCAUAAUGAUGGUGACUCACUCCCAUGGAUUUCAACUGGAGAUCAGGAACGAGCUCUCGGGUCGGUACAGGAGGCUUGUGUACAAAUGCUGGUCCCGCGACAACGAUCUAGGGUGGCGAGAAGACUGGCCAGAUCAACAGAAGAACUGGUCCUUCGCUAUGUCGCUAUUCCACACCUUUUUUCACUGCAACUUCCAUACAGGAUACGGACGUGUGGACAAGCAGCUAGUUGUAUCGUGGGAGAUGAAAGAGCAGUGUGGGGACAGGGACAAAUGCACUUGGGUCGUUAAGAAGGAUGGGCUCUACUUGAGACAGUGGAAGACCAAAUUUUUUAGUAACAAGUAUGGUAACGAGAGGUGGAAUGAGUAUGUUCAACAUGAUGUCCUCCAGGAAGCUUGGAGCUAAAUUAACAAUUUCACUGAUGUUGAUCAGUAUGAAGAUCGUAACAAUGUCGUGAUUUUCGUCUCUGUAUGUUGUUAUUCGUGUUAAUAAAACCAAAAAUAUAAUGUGUAAAUUUAUAAAUGGUGAAAAUGAGAAAAAAAAACGUAUCUAUGAUUAUGUUUUGUUGUU